GCGGACUAGUUUACGGUGAGUGAUCCACAAAAACAGCCGUUAAGUCGAGCAGACGACGUUUGGGAGGGAAAAUCAAUCGGGUCUGUGUCUUGAUUUCUUCCGUCUGCCCAGCACGCGACAGGAUAUAGCGCUAAGAGGUUGUUGGCCCACAAUGAAGCGACAUUACGAAGACGCCUCAGAUGAUGUCACUCAGGGGCGAUUACUCCAGGCGGCACAACAAGUGAUGAAGACCAAGGAGAUCACUCCUCUGUUGAAGGAAGAGCUCCGACUGUCCAUUCUCAUCAGACGACACGCCCAGGGAGAGGAGCAGAUCAAGGCGGAAUUCAAGGACCCAGAAUAUCACGAGCUGACGCCUGAUGAAGAAGAGAAGAAAAUGCGCAGACGAGAACAAAACCGCCGAGCCGCUCAGAGAUGUCGCAUGAAGAAGAAGAAGAAACACGACGGAUGGAUAGAGACUUUUUCCAAGAUUUUAGAACAAAACCAGAAACUUGUUCAAGAAAUCGAGACUCUUAGACAACAGAAGAAAGAACUGAAUGAAAUUUUGCAACAACACAUGACUUCAGGGAAAUGCUGGUACAGCCAGGAAUGUCCUCACACACAAACACGAGAUUCUGUCCACCAGUCAACCCAAUCCUUCUGUGAGGCUAUGCAGAGAUCUGUUCCAGGGGCGUCCGAACUGUGGUCAGAGAAUAGUCCAGCCUUCCCCUGCAGGACAUCUACGAGCAGUGGCCUCAGCACAGACAGUGAAGAUAUACACAACAUGCUGAAUCUGUCGGACAUGGACUUUCCAUCCCACCCACAAAUGGACGAGCUACUCUAUCUGGACAUCACUGCCGAUACUCGCAGGCAAGGUCUGUCUACAUCAAGCAUGUCAUCAGACGGUGAAGGACUAGCUGGGUAUGGUGUAGUGGAGGCUGCUCUCUGUGAUCCUCUGCAGGAUGACGAUGAUGUAUUUCAGACUGGUGGUGGUCCUCAGGUUCAGCUCGAAGAUAUUCAGCCAGACAUGUUGUCUGUAGGACAGUAUAAUACAGAACUAACGCAGCAUCAAAACACUGCUACGUGUGAGAAACUAAUAAACGAUGAAAAGUGCUUUUACUCAGAGCCAUAGACCGCUCGGGACCUUUACCCAAAAGACAGAAACAGUACGGAUCCCCUGGAUAAUAAGAGGAACGGGAGUCUUGGCACAGGAUGGACGUGUUUGAACCUUUGAUGGAUAUAGGAACGUAAAUAAAGUUACCUGGACCUGAUAACAUACUGGUCCUCCAGGAUAAACCAGUUUCCUUGAACAUCUCAUGAUAUUUGCCUAAUGUCGAUAUGAUCUUAUCAUAGACCACCUGAAUCUAACAGAUUCCUCAUAUCUGAUUUAACUUCGAGACUACGAUUAUCACAACCUCCGCUUUAUUCCCCGCCAUCUCAAUCGGCCCUAACCUCAUGGAAAUAUAUUUCUUUACACAUAUCAAAACUGUCAUUCAUUCUGUUUUUAGGUACUCUUUUUUUUUUUCAUUUGUAAAUAUAUUUGUUUACACAUAUCAAAACUAUCAUUCAUUCUACUUUAAGGCACACCCUUUUUUUCACCUGUGGACAGUGUGUUCUUAAUUGUAAAAAUGUAUAUUUUUUUUUUACAAUGGACAUGAAAUGAGACAUUGCUACAACUAUGAUAGAGAUGUUCAUCAUAUUUCGUUAAAAUGUGUUCUGUUAUUGCCAUCAAUUUUCGUGGGGUUUUUUUAUGUAUUUAAAAUUAUUAACAUACUGUACAUUUCAAAAGUAUGUUGUACAUACUCAAAUUGUAUAUAUUGUAUUAUGGUUGUAAAUAAAUUCAUCAAAAUUU
This is a messenger RNA of Gigantopelta aegis, 1828 nucleotides long. RefSeq names its product transcription factor kayak-like. The transcript has 4 exons. Gene Ontology annotation, cellular component: nucleus. Gene Ontology annotation, biological process: regulation of transcription by RNA polymerase II. The record is from RefSeq and is a predicted model, not a curated record. NCBI's taxonomy places the organism in Eukaryota, Metazoa, Mollusca, Gastropoda, Neomphalida, Peltospiridae. The coding region runs from base 152 to 1108 and encodes 318 amino acids. Gene Ontology annotation, molecular function: RNA polymerase II cis-regulatory region sequence-specific DNA binding; DNA-binding transcription factor activity, RNA polymerase II-specific.